AUGAAGUCGACACUGGCAGCACUCACCCUCGCCGUGGGCACCCAAGCACUCGUCUCCCGUGAGGCAGGCUGCUGCUUCGGCAUCACAGCAUACGGUGGCCCAGGCGGCGUCGUCGGUACCCUGGGCGAUGGGCAGCUCCGCAUCGGAGGACAAGAGCCCGCAGCCCAUGUGUGCAUUAACAACGGUGGUUUGACCGAUGACCAGGGCAGAGGAUGUAUCUUGACUCCUCCCACAACUCAACUCCAGUGCGACGCUGGGGCGGCACCAACUCUCGGCUUCGAAAUUUCAUGCAACGGCACGAUUUCGCACAACGGCGAGUCGACCUUCUUCUCGUGCCCGACCGAAGAUAAUGGGGUGAGCAAAAGUUCUCCAUUGUCCUGA
Molecule: messenger RNA, 381 nt
Organism: Saxophila tyrrhenica
Lineage: Eukaryota; Fungi; Ascomycota; Dothideomycetes; Mycosphaerellales; Extremaceae
Exons: 3
Coding region: 1-381 (126 amino acids)
Source: RefSeq, a predicted model, not a curated record